Molecule: messenger RNA, 2094 nt
Organism: Ambispora gerdemannii
Lineage: Eukaryota; Fungi; Glomeromycota; Glomeromycetes; Archaeosporales; Ambisporaceae
Source: the annotation of a GenBank genome assembly
AUGUCAAUAUCAUCAUUAAUUGAUGCUGAAAAUGAACAAUUAAAGAAAAAUCAAACAAACGACGGCAAGUCAACUCCGUUAACACCACAAGAUACUACGUUGAAUGCUCCACUACCAUUCUCUGGAGGGUUAACACUUCCAUCCGCCCCGAUUGCAUUUCCCCCAACUACGGAUUUAAUUCCAUUUCCUCGUUUAUCCAGUCUUCCUUCUCCUCCUCACGGAAGUAUGUUCUCAAAUUCAUUUCCAUUGCCUAGUGUUAAUCAAGCUGUUGGUGACGUAGAUCGUACGCGUAGUUCUCCUCCUCCGCGUCAUUCUCCCCCACCUUUGGUGACUUCGUCGACGACACCAAAUAAAAGAAAAUGGGAUUCUAAUAAUGAUGACUCGCGUAGUGCAAAAAUGCGACGAUCUAUCGAUGAAAUGUUAAGGAUGCAAAAUUCGAUGUCAAUUGAUGCAAAUUAUCAACAAUUUGAAUCUCAUGCAUCAUCACAAUCUAUAAUUAAGAACGAACCCUCUCCAUCCCCAUCACGGCAACCACCAAAUUCCUUUCAAAUGACGACAAUUACGUGUCUUCACGCUGCUGUUGCUCAAAAAUCAUAUGGUAGUGAAAAGAGAUUCUUGUGUCCGCCUCCGGUUGUAAUUGUGAGACAACCAAAUUCCAGUUUACAUGGUAAACCAGAAUUAGCAAUGUCGGUCGUAUGUGAAACCGGUGAUCGACCUAUGGAACAGAAAACGAUGCUUGAUGAGAAUAUGAAAGGCACAUUUAAAUAUUUGCACGUUAGUGGAACCGCAAAAGCCAAGCAAUUUUCUCUAAAAUUAAAAGUUUAUAAUAAGAAUUCAAAUAUUCCAUAUGCAAUCUUUGAUUCUGCACCUGUUACUAUUAUCUCAAAACCGUCUAAAAAGACUGCGAAAGCAAGAAAUGUGUCAUCAUGCAUUUUGUCCGGUACUCCGAUUUCAUUAUUCAAUCGAAUAAAUUCUCAAACCGUACGUACCAAAUAUAUGGGAAUUGAAAAUGGUCAUUUAUGCGCAAAGAAUUCCUCUUGGGCACCAUUCAUCAUUGAUGUUAUCAGUAGUCCAACACCUCUUCUACCUUCAAAUAAUUCCCCAAAGUCCAAUGGUAAAGGAUGUCAAAAUGCUUCAUCAUCACCGACCUCAUCACCAUCUACUGCAACUCCUAUCACAUAUGGAUCAGAAAUUAUUAUUACGGAUACAGCCACGGGUAUUUCAUCUGAUCGAUUAAUUAUUCGUAAAGUCGAGAAGGGUAGAAUUGCACAAUCCGCAUGUGGACCUGUUAGUCAAAUGCAAAAAAUUGCAUUGCAACAUGUUGGUACUAGUUGUCAAAACUCCUAUUUAAGCGCUGCAGGUCCGAUCACAAUGGACAGCCCUCAAUCACAAGAUCAAUGUACUGUCAGUGGUGCUUCUCCUUAUCUCGGCUAUCAACCUUCCAGAUUGGUUCAUAUGCAUACGGUCGACUCAUCAAAAAGAGAUAUUGAUUCGUUUGCAAUCCAUCAUAAUAUUAAUAAUGCGGAUGUCAAUGAUGUAAUCACAUCUUCAAUUGUAGAAGAAGUUGACGAUUACCUUUGUUGGACGAUUGUUGGAAUUUCUCAAUUUCAACACACCCAUUUCGAAUCUUUUCCAACAUCUGAUUCUUCUUCAAACAACAAUUCACAAUCUGGAUCAUCGACAAAUCAUCCAACCACUCCAUUUCCCACUCUAACUUCAAAUCCUGUAUAUACUUCAAAUAAUACAAUCGAAUUAAGUGUUGCUAAUUUUUAUCAUGACGCAUCGCUACAUCAACUUUCAUCUCAACCACAACAACCAAUGGAAGUAUGGCUUGGUCAAUAUGGUUCUCUCAAGACACUUGAAGAAUUACUAAGAGCUUCAGCCAUCAACAAAACUGAGAACCGGGAAUUCGUAGAAUAUCCACUUUUAUUUGUAAGAGUUGAUGGUGUAUGCUAUCAUUCUGGGAAAUAUAUUGUCUGUGAAAAAAUAAAUAAUAGUCAUCAUGUUAAGACGACGACAACGACGACUGCUAUUAAAAGUCGAGGAGGUGAAUCAAUGCGCGAUUCCUCAAAUUGGGAAAUUAGACUGGCGUAA